Messenger RNA from Parnassius mnemosyne (clouded apollo), 1209 nucleotides. The record is from the annotation of a GenBank genome assembly. Lineage: Eukaryota; Metazoa; Arthropoda; Insecta; Lepidoptera; Papilionidae.
AUGUUAGAGGCGAGACAUUUUACUGUCUAUACUGACCACAAGCCAAUCAGUUUUGCUUUCCGCGAGAGGAAAGGCAACUGUUCGCCUAGGCAGUAUAGACAUCUAGACUACAUUUCGCAGUUCACAACCGACAUAAGGCAUAUAUCUGGUAAAGACAAUGUUGUUGCCGAUGCCUUAUCUCGAGUUGAGGAACUGCAAGCGCCCGUCAAUCUCAGUACAUUGGCCGAAGCUCAAGCAUCAGAUCUCGAACUGGCUGAACUUCUCAAAGGUGGAUCAUCCCUUCGGUUAGAGAAGUAUGACAUUCCUGGGAGUAAAACAUGUAUGUACUGCGAUGUCAGUAUACUGACUCCCAGACCAUUUGUCCCUAAAGUGCUGCGCAAGCAAGUUUUCGAAAGUCUGCAUUCUUUGAGCCAUCCAGGCGCGAACGCUACAGCAAAACUAGUUGCAGAGCGUUUUGUGUGGCCUAGCAUCAGGAAAGACUGCAGAGAGUGGUCACGUGCCUGCUUGGCUUGCCAACGUGCCAAAGUGACGCGACACGUAUCUGCGCCUUUAGGCACGUAUAACUUACCUCGUGCAAGGUUCAAGCACGUCCACAUCGAUCUUGUGGGGCCUCUGCCACCAUCGCAAGGCUUUCGAUACUGCCUCACUGCAGUUGAUCGCUUUACACGAUGGCCAGAGGUCGUACCGAUCGUAGACAUAACUGCGGAAACCGUUGCCAAAGCCCUGCUGUCCGGAUGGAUGGCAAGGUAUGGCUGUCCUGUAGACAUUGUUACAGAUCGCGGUCGACAGUUCGAAUCCGCUUUGUUUCAAUAUUUGUCGAAGAUAAAUGGGUUCCAGCAUAAAAGAACAACAGCUUACCAUCCGGCAUGCAACGGUUUAAUAGAGCGUUUCCACAGGCAGCUCAAGGCAGCGAUCAUGUGCCAUGCAGAUGAGCAUUGGACUGAAUCUUUACCUUUAGUUCUCCUUGGCAUUCGUAGUGCAUUUAAGGAAGACUUGCAGUCUUCGUCUGCCGAACUCGUGUAUGGAGAACCACUUAGGCUACCUGGUGAAUUUUUUGACCCCACUAUAAAUGUUAUGUCGGAUAUAACCGAUUUUACAGCCAGGUUGCAUAAUUUUGUAAACAUUUGCAACCUGUCCCAGCUUCACGCCACACAAAAGAAAAAACUUUUGUAUACAAGAAUCUCGCAACUACUGAAUACGUCUUCUUAA